AUGCGCCUCGAGAACCAAGGCACCGUCAGCGUCAGCACGCCGGCGACGCACCGCUGGAUGAAGGAGGCAAUCCGCCUGUCGCUGGAGCCGCUGCCGGAGCGGGGCCCGCUGAUGCGCGUGUGCAUGGUGCGCAUCGCGAGCACGCAGCGCAGCGUCGUGUUCGUGCUCCUGCACCACGCGGCCCUCGACGGCGCGGCCUUCCGCGACCGCCUCCUCGUCGACCUCCUGGAGCAUCUCAGCGGCGUUGACUCCGGCCCCAGGGACUCCUCCAGUCUGCCGCGUCAGUUCCAGCCCCCGCGGCGCCUGCGUGGGCUUUUCGGUUCGUGGGCGGCGCUGAACUCCGGUGCUCUGGCCUACUGGAAGUACAAGCGCUCCGUCACCCCGCUGCCGCUCGGCAGGCCCUCCGCGGUGAAGAUGUGCAACGCGGCCGGCGUCGACGAGUUCAUGCGUGUUCGGCGCGACCUGCACGAACAGAUGGACGGGUUGCUUGUUGUGUCGUUCCCCGACGUCAUGACGACGGAGCUCCGGACCAUCUCGAAGGCCAGAGACGUGUCUCUGAUGGCCGCGCUCGCGGGCGCCGCGAACCUGGCCGUGUACUCCGCGCUGCUGGACCAGGGCUGGAUGCCGCCGCCGGCAGAGCAGGGGUGUGGGCCGUGUCGGAAGACACCGCGGCAGCAGACCGUGUGCACGUCGAUGUCGCUGUCGCUGCGUCCGGCUAUGGUGCCGCCCGCGCUGCCCAGCGACCCCGACGGCGUCGGCAACUUCGCCUACCAGCUGAUCUAUCCCGUCAACAUCUUCCUACCUGAGUCAGGGGAGGAGUUCUGGAAGAUGGCGUCAACGCAGUGGCGCGUGCUGCAGAAGCAGGUGGCCGCGAACAAGCCGAUGAAGCUCGUCCGCUCGACGGAGAUCAUGUGCGACCGCAAGGGCAGCGACGAGGCCCAGCGCGAGCAGCUGCUGGACUGGGGCGAGAAGCUCAUCCCUCUGUGCUCCCUCAACAACCUUGGCGUCAUCGCGCCCGUCGACGCGGCCGGCGCGCCGCUGCAGGGCGUCGAGGCGGUGUACUGGUGGGCGGGCGGCGACCGGUCGCUCGCUGGCGCGUGGCUGGAGAUGCAGGCGAGCACGGUGAACGGCAGGAUCGUCGUCACGCUGCACAACAACCUGGGCAAGUGGACGACGUCGCAGUUCGCGGACGUCGCGCGGCGGUUCCAGCACUACGUCCUGUCCGCGGCCGGCAUGCGCGCGUGGGACGACACGGCGGAGCUCGGCGAGGUGCGGCCGGCGUGA
Pedinophyceae sp. YPF-701 is the source of this 1284-nucleotide messenger RNA. The record is from the annotation of a GenBank genome assembly. Lineage: Eukaryota; Viridiplantae; Chlorophyta; Pedinophyceae.